AUGAUCUCCGCCGUAGUCCUCGUGACCACGGCACUAGUGUGGCCCAUUCACGUGUUGAGUGGACAGAUCCCUGUCGUGGAUGGAGUUAUUGGUGGUAUACCUAGCACUCCCAACGCACUCGAGGAUUCGGUCAUCGAGAGCACCAGUGCCAGUGCUCCGACGCCAGGCAAGCUGCGCGUUACAGAGAAUUCAGGCAUCUGUGAAACGACGCCGGGUGUAUAUCAAGCUUCUGGAUACGGUGAUAUCUCAGCGAACGAGAGUAUAUGGUUUUGGUUUUUCGAAGCACGAAACAACCCAGAAACUGCUCCUUUGGUUACAUGGUUUAACGGCGGGCCCGGAAGCUCCAGUAUGAUCGGUCUUCUCCAAGAAUUAGGCCCAUGCCGGAUCAGCAACGACAGUACGACCGUAUCACUCAACCCAGAGUCAUGGAACGAAAAUGCUAACGUCAUGUUCAUCGACCAACCCGUCGGUGUAGGGUUCAGCUACGGUACCACGACGGUGGGCACAUCACAGGAAGCGGCAUCGGACGUUUGGGAGUUUCUCCAGAUCUGGUUCAAUGAUACGAGGUUCAGCAAGUUCCAAGACAAUGAUUUCGCUGUUUGGACUGAGUCGUAUGGCGGGCAUUAUGGUCCUACCUUUGCGGCACACUUUUUGGACCAGAACGAAGCGAUUGCUAACGGAUCGAUCUCUGGCAUUCCAUUGAACUUGAAGGCUCUUGGAGUUGGCGAUGGGCUCACCGACCCGCUCUUGCAGUAUCCCGGAUACAUAACUUACGCAGCCAGUAAUCCAUACCACCCAUUGACUUCGGCUACCGCAAUCUCACGUGGCAACACUUCGUUCUAUGAAGUGGGAGGAUGUCAAGACCAGAUCCAAGCUUGUUACGACACCGGUGCCACAAGCACUUGCUCCGCCGCACAAAGCUUCUGCAACAACAACAUCCUUUCGCCCCUCGCUGGCAACUUCGAUGUGUACUAUGUCCUCACGGCUAACCCUGAUCCAUAUCCGCCUGAUCUCACCCCUUUCCUCACAAACUCGACCAUCGUGAGCCAGAUUGGAGCGCAGGCUAAGUGGACGCAAUCGAGCAAUACUGUAUACAGUAACUUUGCGAGAACGGGUGAUUGGAUGCAUAACUCGAGGCCGGAUUUGGAGAGGGUUAUUGAUUCGGGUGUCCGCGUGCUUGUAUACGACGGUGAUGCUGUGAACGGACUCCAAACUCAAUUCUCCGCCACCUUCGCUCAACAGGAAUUCGCGAACUUCACCGUCAAUGGCGUACCUGCUGGCCUUUUCAAGAAUGCAGGGACUUUCUCUUACGUCCGCAUUUUUGGCGCUGGACAUGAGGUGCCCGCAUAUGAGUUCACCAAUGUGCCCAGGGGUGCUGCGGCGUCGCAGUUCUUCAACCAGAUCAUGUCGAACCAGAGUCUCUCUGGGACAUAA
Messenger RNA from Stereum hirsutum FP-91666 SS1, 1434 nucleotides. RefSeq names its product serine carboxypeptidase. The record is from RefSeq and is a predicted model, not a curated record. Gene Ontology annotation, cellular component: fungal-type vacuole. NCBI's taxonomy places the organism in Eukaryota, Fungi, Basidiomycota, Agaricomycetes, Russulales, Stereaceae. Gene Ontology annotation, molecular function: serine-type carboxypeptidase activity. The transcript has 12 exons. Bases 1 to 1434 code for a protein of 477 amino acids. Gene Ontology annotation, biological process: proteolysis.